AUGUUCUCUUUUCGAGCACCAAAAGCUAAUGAAGAACACGCGCACAGACAUGUCGCCUUGGACAACAGGAAAUGCUCUCAUGCGGAACUGAUCUCAAUGGGCGGACGUCUACUGCAAUGGUUCAGCGACAUGCACCGAAUUCACAGCGGACGUGAGAAGGAACUACCAGAAGGAAACAUGGAUGGAGCCAUUUGA
This is a messenger RNA of Ostertagia ostertagi, 195 nucleotides long. NCBI's taxonomy places the organism in Eukaryota, Metazoa, Nematoda, Chromadorea, Rhabditida, Trichostrongylidae. The record is from the annotation of a GenBank genome assembly.